Molecule: messenger RNA, 1302 nt
Organism: Bursaphelenchus xylophilus (pine wood nematode)
Lineage: Eukaryota; Metazoa; Nematoda; Chromadorea; Rhabditida; Aphelenchoididae
Source: the annotation of a GenBank genome assembly
AUGUCGUCGCCGAAACCGGGCAGGAAAAAGAUCACGACAAAACGAAUGGAUAUUAAGAGUGCCGAAGGCAAAUUGUUGGCUACUACUCUGCAAGUGGGUUAAUUUUUGGGGUUCUUUACAUAAUUUUUUUUAAUUGUUUUACGAUUUGUGUUUAAAAAGGGGUACUGUUUUUUUUUUGAAAUAAAAAAUGUGUUUUUACUAUCAUUUGCCGUAUUUCACAUCUAAUUACGUCAUUCCCUCUCCAGAAAACCAUAAUUUACCUCGAUGAAAAAGGCGCUUCCGCUAUUGACCCUGAGGCGUUAUGGCCAUCAAUGGACUCCCAAACUACUACAACUAAAUCUCCACCGGAUUCCAAUGACAAAACCAUAAAAUUUACCGACUCAUCGAGGUCUCCCUACCAGUAUGGACAGAAUUAUGAGAAGCUCCCGUUGCCUCCAGAGCUCCCAAAUUCCCAACUUUUUCCGCUUUCCGAUUUUCAUAUUGAUGGCAGCAGUAGAGGCUAUUCUGAGGGGAAUUCCGAUGUAGAUUUGAGGAAGUCUGAGUACAUCAAAUUUAUUGGGAAAAGAGAUUUGGAAAUUGGAGGACAUCGGGAAAAUAGUUUCGAGGAGAGAAAGGGUGAGUGGUAGUGUAAAAUAAUAUGUGGUUAUGGUCUAACAGGCUUCAAAUUAAAUGCCUAUAUUGCCACCUCAAAUUUGGCAUGCCUUAGCUAAAUCUAAAAAUUAAAAAUCGACAUUUUUAUAUAUUUUUACCCAUGACAUUUUCGGCCUAUUUUAGAGAAAAACUUUAUCUGCUAAUUAUGUACUGUAAAUAACUGCAAAUAGCAUUUUACACCUUCAGGGACAAUUCGCGGCAGAGCAAUCCUAGUGAAUAGACAAGAAAGAGAAGAUCCAUUACUUAUCCAGCUAAUCAUCAAUGAUAUUCAAGCCGAAAGACGGCUGAACCAUGCUCGCGAGUUUACAGUCGAUGAAGUUCUCAUGAGGACAGCAAAAGAACUUGCAAAGGAAACCUUGGAUCGGCGAAGAAUACGGUUAGUGAUUACAUACUUUAUAAUAUUUAAUUUUCGGUUAGAUACAGUGCCGGAAUUUAGUAAUCAUUUGCUUUAGACUAAAUGGAAGGGAGUCGAAUAUCUGGAUCGGCGGGGCAAAUGUGGAAAGCAGGAAGGUUGUGGACGAAUGGAGUCGAGAAAUGGCGAUUUCAAGGAAGAAUUACUUCAAAUCGAGGGACUUUCAUCUGAUCGGAGUUGGGAUGGCGACCGAUGAAAAUGAAGAUCCGUUGACCGUAAUUGUGGCCUUGUAUGAAUAA